Lethenteron reissneri (Far Eastern brook lamprey) is the source of this 8686-nucleotide messenger RNA. It is a transcript of the gene POLE, whose product is annotated as DNA polymerase epsilon, catalytic subunit. Gene Ontology annotation, biological process: base-excision repair, gap-filling; DNA replication proofreading; leading strand elongation. Gene Ontology annotation, molecular function: single-stranded DNA 3'-5' DNA exonuclease activity; zinc ion binding; DNA-directed DNA polymerase activity. Lineage: Eukaryota; Metazoa; Chordata; Hyperoartia; Petromyzontiformes; Petromyzontidae. The record is from RefSeq and is a predicted model, not a curated record. Gene Ontology annotation, cellular component: nucleus; epsilon DNA polymerase complex.
GCGAAAAGUUGCUACCGAUAACUGUGCUUUGAGGCGGAGAAGCGGAUAGCCGAGUCAGCCCUGAGUCUCUUAGCGCUUCUUUCCGAGUAUUCCCUCAGUCCUCCUCGGAGUCCUUUACUCGUGUGGAGUCGUCGGAGAUGCCGACGCUGCAGAACAGCGGCCGCCUGCGAACCGACGACGGUGCUGAUGAUGGGGGACCCCAGUCGGCCGUGCGGCGGCUGGAGCGGAGCCGCCAGGUGGACGAGAUGGACCUCAAAUUCGGUUUUGUGCGACUGCGGGAACCCGGGGAGCACACGGGCUGGCUCAUCAACAUGCACCCGACGGAUAUCUUAGAUGAAGACAAGAGGUUGACGAGUGCAGUGGACUACUACUUCAUUCGAGAAGAUGGGAGCAGAUUUAAGGUGGCUCUGCCGUUCAAGCCCUACUUCUAUGUCGCUACUAAAAAGGGAUGCGAGCGCGAGGUGUCAUCAUUCCUGUCUCGCCGUUUUCAAGGGAAGCUGUCAGGCAUAGAGAUGGUGGCCAAAGAGGACCUGGAUCUGCCCAAUCACCUGGUGGGCUUGAAGCACACCUACAUCAAGCUCAGCUUCAUCACCACGGAGGACCUCAUCAAGGUGCGCAAAGACGUGUUCCCGGCGAUCCGCAAGAAUCGUGAGCGAGAGAAAUCCAACGAUGCCUACACGAGCAUGCUGUCAAGUGCGCUGUCUGGAGGCAACUUGCUGGCAGAAGAUGAGGGCAAUUCCAAGAAAAUGUCUGACCAGAUGGAGAACAUCACGGACAUUCGGGAGUAUGACGUCCCCUAUCACGUGCGCGUGGCCAUAGAACUCAAGAUACACGUGGCACACUGGUACAACGUGCGGAUUCGGGGCAGUGCUUUUCCCCCUGAGAUCACCCGGAGAGAUGACCUGGUGGAGCGGCCGGACCCAGUGGUUCUGGCCUUUGACAUCGAGACGACCAAGCUGCCCCUGAAGUUCCCCGAUGCUGAGACAGACCAGAUCAUGAUGAUCUCAUACAUGGUUGAUGGCCAGGGAUACCUCAUCACCAACCGGGAGGUCGUCUCGGAGGACAUUGAGGACUUUGAGUUUACACCGAAGCCCGAAUAUGAAGGUCCCUUCACCAUCUUCAACGAGGCCGAUGAGGCUGGACUCCUGCAGAGGUUUUUCGAUCACCUCCACGAAACCAAACCAAACAUCUUCGUGACCUACAACGGCGACUCUUUUGACUGGCCGUUUGUGGAGCGGCGUGCUCUCGAGCAUGGCCUGGAUCUGCUCAUUGAGACCGGGUUCCAGAAGGAUUCGCAGGGAGAGUACAAGGCCACACAAGCACUGCACAUGGACUGUCUACGCUGGGUGAAGAGGGACAGCUACCUGCCGGUUGGCUCGCACAACCUCAAGGCGGCCGCCAAGGCGAAGCUGGGGUACGACCCCGUUGAGCUGGAUCCCGAGGAGAUGUGUCGCAUGGCAGCUGAAGAGCCACAGACGCUGGCCACGUACUCGGUGUCGGACGCGGUGGCCACCUACUACAUGUACAUGAAAUACGUGCACCCGUUCAUUUUCGCGCUCUGCACCAUCAUCCCCAUGGAGCCGGACGAGGUGCUUCGGAAGGGCUCUGGCACUCUGUGCGAGGCACUACUCAUGGUGCAGGCAUUCCAUGCCAACAUCGUGUUCCCCAACAAGCAGCAGGAGGAGUUCAACCGGCUAACGGGCGACGGUCACGUGCUGGACUCGGAGACCUAUGUAGGGGGCCACGUGGAGGCCCUGGAGUGCGGCGUCUUCCGCAGUGACAUUCCCUGUCGCUUCAAGAUGAACCCAGGUGUGUUUGAGGAGCUCAUGGAGAAGGUUGAGACCACCCUGAAGCAUGCGCUGGAGGAGGAGGAAAAGAUUCCUCUGGACAAGGUCAACAACUUCUCUGAGGUGUGCGAGGAGGUGCGGUCCAAGCUUCGUGCUUUGCAGGAAGUGCCAAGCCGGAUCGAGUGUCCACUCAUUUACCACCUGGACGUGGGGGCCAUGUACCCCAACAUCAUCCUGACCAACCGCCUGCAGCCGUCCGCCAUGGUGGACGAGGCGACGUGUGCAGCCUGUGACUUCAACAAGCCAGGUGCUAGCUGCCAGCGUCGCAUGGCUUGGCAGUGGCGUGGGGAGUUCAUGCCAGCCACUCGGAGCGAGUUUCACCGCAUCCAGCAGCAGCUGGAGAGUGAAAAAUUCCCAUCCAUGUUCCCCGGUGGACCUCCGCGAGCCUUCCACACUCUGUCCCGGGAGGACCAAGCCAAGUACGAGAAGAAGCGCCUUGCAGAUUACUGCCACAAGGCCUACAAGAAGGUGCGGGUGACGCGCAUGGAAGAGCGCAUGACCACCGUGUGCCAGCGUGAGAACUCCUUCUAUGUGGACACGGUGCGUGCGUUCCGAGAUCGCCGCUACGACUUCAAGGGCCUUCACAAGGUCUGGAAGCGCAAGCUGGGCAGUGCCGCGGAUAGCGGUGACGCCGCGGAGGUUAAACGCUGCCGGAACAUGGAGAUCCUGUACGACUCUCUGCAGUUGGCACACAAGUGCAUCCUCAACUCCUUCUACGGAUACGUUAUGCGCAAAGGGGCACGUUGGUAUUCGAUGGAGAUGGCCGGGAUUGUGUGCCACACUGGAGCCAACAUUAUCAUGCAGGCCCGUGAGCUCGUGGAACAGAUCGGCCGCCCGCUGGAGCUGGACACGGAUGGGAUCUGGUGCGCACUACCCAGCUCCUUCCCCGAGAAUUAUAUCUUCCACACGAGCAGUGCCGAGAAGCCCAAGGUCACCGUCUCGUACCCGGGCGCCAUGCUCAACAUCCUGGUCAAGGAGAGCUUUACAAACCACCAGUACCAGGAGCUCACCGAGCCCAGGUCUCUUCGGUACGAGACUCGCUCGGAAAAUUCCAUAUUCUUCGAGGUGGAUGGGCCGUACUUGGCCAUGAUCCUGCCAGCGUCCAAAGAGGAGGGCAAGAAACUGAAGAAGAGGUAUGCGGUGUUCAACGAGGACGGUUCUCUGGCCGAACUCAAGGGGUUUGAGGUGAAGCGGCGCGGAGAGCUACAGCUCAUCAAAAUCUUUCAGUCGUCGGUGUUCGAGGCGUUCCUCAAGGGCUCCAACUUGCAGGAGGUUUAUGCUGCCGUGGCCAAGGUGGCUGAUUACUGGCUCGAUGUGCUCUACAGUAAGGCAGCCAACAUGCCAGACCAGGAGCUGUUUGAGCUCAUAGCAGAGAACCGCUCCAUGUCACGCAAGCUGGAGGAUUACGGUGCCCAGAAGUCGACGUCCAUCAGCACGGCGCGCCGCCUUGCCGAGUUCCUGGGGGACCAAAUGGUGAAGGACGCCGGACUGAGUUGUCGAUUCGUAAUUUCACGUCGGCCAGAGGGAGCCCCAGUCACAGAGAGGGCUAUCCCACUGGCGAUAUUCCAGGCUGAGCCGAGUGUCAGCAAGCACUAUCUACGCAAGUGGCUCAAGAGUCCCUCUCAACAAGACUUUGACAUCCGAUCGAUAUUGGACUGGGAUUACUACAUAGAGCGACUGGGCAGCGCUAUACAGAAGAUCAUCACGAUCCCAGCUGCCCUGCAACAGGUGAAGAACCCAGUCCCUCGAGUCAGACACCCGGACUGGCUCCACAAGAAGCUGCUGGAGAAGAGCGACGCCUACAAACAGAAGAAGAUCAACGAGCUAUUCACAGCGUCUGAGAAGCGACAGGUGUCGGGUCAGCAGGAGGGUGCCGCCAGCGUGGAGGACAUGGAGGACUUCGGGGCGUCCCACGUGGCUCCACUGGGCCCUGUGCCCAUGGCCACCAAGCGCAAGCGGGCGGAGGUGGAGAGCCAGGACCGUGAGUCCCAGGACCUAGAGCUCACGCAAACGUGGAGAGAGAUCCUGGGGCCACCCCCUUCCAUCGGGACCACCGCGGAGGAGAUGGCCACCUGGAUUCGCUUUCACAAGAAGAAGUGGGAGAUCCAAACACGGCAGCGCAAGGAUCGCUCCAAGCGCAGGCGGUGCGGCUCGGGCGAGGGGGGCCCAACAGCUCAUGGAACGAGGGGCCCCCUGAGGGGAGGGAGUGCCCUCAACACCGGCCUGGGGGGCUUCCUGAUGCGGGCUGCACGCUCCCUCCUGAGUACUCCCUGGCAGAUCGUGCAGAUCGCAGAGGGCACGCAGGCGGGCAUGUUUCGCGUGUGGUGUGUGGUUGGCACCGAGCUGCACGUUGUGAAAUUGCACAUCCCGCGCAUCUUCUACGUGAACCAGCGCGUUGCCAAGCCCGAUGAGGGGCCCAACUACCGCAAGGUGAACCGUGUGCUGCCACGUUCAAACCCGGUGCUCAACCUGUACGAGUACACAGUGGCCGAGGAGCUGUACCAGCAGCACUUGAACCAAAUCAACGCUGACCUCGCCGCACCGCACAUUGAGGGUGUUUACGAGACACAGGUCCCCCUGAUGUUCCGCGCGUUAGUGCAGCUGGGCUGCGUGUGCACGGUGAGCCGCGAGUCGGCGCGGCAGCAGGGAGCCCUCGACGUUGACACGUUCCAGCUGGAGCAGCUGGAGAUGAGGUCCCUGGCACAGUACUCCUAUCUGGAGCCCGGUACGAUUCGCCACAUGUACCUGUAUCACUGCAGCCAAGGCAGCAAGGCCCUGCUGGGCCUCUUCAUCCCCACGCAGAGGAAGGCCUCCGUGUUUGUGGUAGACACGGUCCGUAGUAACCAAAUGCCGAACCUGGGCGUGGUGUUCACGGCGGAGCGCGCGGCGCUGCUCGCGAUGCUGGGCGAGGAGCUGCUCCCGCCUCCGGAGCACGGCUUCGAGGUGCGCGUGGAGACCGACCUCAAGCAGGCCUACCGCGGCCUACAACGCCUGCUGCUCUCAUACAAGGACUCGCGUAAGGGCCCCACUCUGGUUGCGGUGGAGUCGGCGUGGCCAUCCCAGCGCGUGCGCUCCGCUAUGCCGGUGCUCGACGACUUCCCGGUGGUGUGGGUCGGCAGCGCCGGUGCGACGAGCCCGGCCGGCCCAGCGGACGACCCGCCCAGCCUCAGCGUCCUCGACUGGCAGAGGCAGGGGGGGCGGCACAUGGUGCGCGCCUACCUGCGCGUCGACUCAACCCUUGCACGGAUGUUCGACGUGGCACGGUACCUGCACGUGCCGGUGGGGAACCUUCCCGAGGACGUGGAGGCAUUUGGCUGUGACCUGUUCUUUGCGCGUCACCUACGGCGUAACAAUCACCUACUGUGGCUCUCGGCCACGGGGCGACCUGACCUGGGCGGCAAGGAGGCGGAUGACGGGCGGCUGGCGUGUGACACCCGCGACGCCAAAUCCUUCCACAUCAGCUGCCCCUCGGCCUACCACGCAGUCUGCGCGGAGUUGGACAUCCAGUCGCUGGCGGUAAACGCCGUGCUGCAGUCGCACCACAUCAACGACCUCGAGGGUGGAGCGAGCGGCGGCGUGAGCUUCGACUCGGCGCCGCAAGCCUCGCUGGCCGACAUGAUGACAUCCGGCACGUCCUCCAACACGGCAUUGGCGAGCUACGACGAGGCCGCGCUGUGCUCCAACACCUUUCGCGUACUCAAGGGCAUGGUGGUCGGGUGGGUGCGGGAGAUCAGCCGCUUUCAGAACGCGUACGCCGACAACCAGGUGACGCAUUUCCACCGCUGGGUAAGCUCACCGGCAUCGCUGCUCUACGACCCUGCGCUCCACCGCACGCUGCACACCGCCAUGAAGAAGCUCUUUCUGCAGCUCAUCUCGGAGUUCAAACGGCUUGGCUCGCAGAUUGUCUACGCUGACUUCAACCGCAUCAUCGUGUGCACGCGGAAACACCGCAUCGAGGAUGCCAUCGCCUACAUGGAGUAUGUGACCCGCAGCAUCAACUCACGGGAGAUCUUCCACUCCAUAUCCAUCUCCUACUCGCGCUGCUGGGAGACGCUGCUCUGGCUCGACUCAUGCAACUACGCGGGCAUCGUGGGGCAGCUACCACCUGCCCUGCUGGGGGAGGAGGCCGGCAUAAAGACUCCUGCAAAAAAAAGACGGAAGAGGAAACCUUCAGAUGGAUCAAAUGUAGAAAACGAUUAUGAAUGUUCCGAGGAGGAGGAUGAUGGAAAUGAAGACGGUGGCGAUGAUGAAGAGGAUGCCAUGGAUGAGUCUCGUCUUGACAACCACUGGAACUUGGCGCUGUUUUUGCCGCAGGCCGCCUCCUGCCAGACGUACUUCCUUACCAUCGUGAGCGCAUAUAUCAUGGCAGUGUACCACAGCCUGCAGGAGGAAAUGAAGCGAAACGAGCCCGGAGACACCCCGGUGAAGCGGAGGGGACACGGGAGCCAGUCCACACAGGCUGCAGACAAGGACGGCUUGCCUGGCACGACGUCGUUCUGUCAGGAGUACGUUGCCGGGGAACUUACACACAACCUCUUCACCAUCACCCAGAAGAUCCAGCGGCGUGUGACAGGCCGGCGGAACGCAGAUGGCUUGUCGCCCCUCUUCCCUGAGCUUCCGGGGUCUCACCUACCCCUGGCCAACCCAGCUCUCGAGUUCGCUAAGGCCGUGUGUAAGGUUCUGUCACUGGAUGGUGCAGUGGCGCUGCAGGUCAGCAAACUGCGCAGGGAUCUGCUUCGCUUGCUGGACGUGGGGGAGUUUUCGAGUGACGCAGAGUUCCGGGAUCCAUGCCUCUCGCUAGUGCUGCCUGAGCUCAUCUGCCACCACUGCAACUACUGCCGUGACAUCGACUUGUGCAGGGAACCAGCACUGGCUCAGGAUGGAUCCGUGCUUCCCAAGUGGCAGUGCACCAACUGCUCGGCAGACUACGACGUGGAGCAAGUGCAAGCUGCUCUGGUGGAGACCGUUCAGAAGAAGAUCAUGUCCCACGUGCUGCAGGACCUGGUGUGUGAGAAGUGCAAGGGGGUGAAGGAGGCCAAUAUGCCUGCGUUCUGCGAUUGUGCCGGUGAUUUCCAGCUCGCCCACCCUGCCCAGGAGUUUGUGGAGCAGUUGAAAGUGUUCAGAAACAUUGCGAGACACUAUGCGAUGCCGUUCCUGCUGGAGACGGUGAACUGGAUAUUGCAGGGCAGCUCGGGCGAAUAGAAGAACAUAACCACUACCCUGGUGGUGGCGCAGCAUGGCAGAGAACACGAGCUGUAUUCGGAACUGCGACAAGAGGUGUAUUAGGCAAUCAAGACGAACAUCAGACGUCGUCGUGGCCAAAGCUGUUUGAUGCCACCACUCCUCCCCAGCGUGCUCUACUGUCAGUAGACAUGCGACUGGCCACAACGGUAUCACACCACGAUCUGCUCUUAAGUCUUCCCCUUGGUUACUGGACUCUUGCAGACCAUUCCAAAGCCCGUCUUGGUAAUCGGCCCUCCCCCCAUCCUGCACACACACGUCCUACCCAGCUGCAGUGCAGCUGUUUUUGCCGAUCCUAUUUUAUAACGGGCAUGAGGAAGCCGGGAGGUUGUAUUCGAUGCUCCACGAAAACAUUUUCCUCCAUUCAUCUGCUGACAUGACUGAAAUCUCAGAUUGUGCUGUUGGGGAACAAUAUUCCAUACACGCACUUCGUUUGCUUCACAGUGGACGUUCAAGAUCCAAUGACAUUCGAAAAAUAACAGUUGGCCAUGUGUCGACUUCACACCCGCAAUUUUAUUUAUCACUAAGCAAUUAUUAAAUUGGGGAAAAUAUACCCAACAUCGCCUCCUACUGGCAGACGAAUGCCCAUUUGUAGGCCAGUGCUGUGUACACCUUGUGCUGUGUAGGGAGAUAGUGCCACUGCUGCUCUUCUUGGCUAGGCUGCAGCAGAGCAUUAAAAUGGUUGCAAUGAGAUCCGAUAAGGAGCUUUUAGUUGCUGAGAAAUGUAAGCAAGCACCCUACACAUGCAAUUGUUUUGUCCACAGGCACCUGCUGGCUGGUGUUAAGUGAGAAGCAUUGAAUGAAAUCCAGCAGUCAUUCUGUGGUAUCUUUCAAGGCUUUUCCCUAUGUGGUGUUCUGCUCACAGUGCAGUUACACAGUGCUUUACGUGUCCCAGAUGUCUUGAUAGUAGAAUUGGGAUCGGCUGUGAUUUCAUUUGAAAUGUUAUUUUUAAAAACAUUUUAUAUUUCAACGAAUAGUAAGUUGUGGAAAAGAAUACACGUGAACAAGAAAGUGUUUACCUCUUAGAACUGAAUUACAACAGUGCAAAAGGUAGAGGUACAGCCCUAUAAUUGCACGGUACUAGUGGCGAAAGGGCCUCCACUGCAGUGAAUUCUAGAGGGUAUUUAGUCUACUCUUCCACGUUGACAAGCCGUUGGAAGAGGUGUGCCUACCCACACUCUACCCCACCACGUGCUCUACUGAUUGACUGAGCUGUACCCAUUUGUCUGCUGGGUGGACGGAGGUGGUGGAGAGGGAUUUGAGAAACUUGCCACCAGAGUUUCAACUGUAGGAUGGAACUGAACCGGCAACCGCUGGGAAUGAUGUUGAGUGCUAACCAUCGAUUACAAAAGGGCGAGUGUGUCUAGGCCUUUAGAUACUGAGCUGGUUGGUAGGUUGACUCGGCUUAUAAUCCCUCCAGGUUCGAUAAAAUAAGGAUCACUUUAUGGAGAAGUCAUCGGUGGAUGUCCUAUCGACUUGCCUCCACCAUACGGAUAUGGAGGUUCCACUACUGUGUCAAAGUUGUAAACAGAUGGGCACCGUCUCAAUGCUAAUUUGAGCAUGAAAUUACCUUGAGAUACCAAGCUGCUAAUAAAGUU